GAGAGUGACUCAAUAUAACGCCCAAAGCUCGCUGCUUUAAGCCCUCUCACCGGUUCCGUUUCCGUUUACGCUGAUCUUCUCGUUUUUCGCUGGUUCUUGAUCGGUAAAUCGUUUCCUUUUUCUGCCGAUCUUCGAUCUACUGUAUAAUUGGUUAAUUGUUGGUGGGCACCUGCAGCUUAUUUUCGUCGUCCGUUACAUGACAUUGUUACGUGGAAGAGCGGUGUUGGAAUGAAAAGGGAGUUUUUUGGUUGCUGUUGAUCGAGUGGGUCUUGCCCCACAUAUGUUUUAGGCUUUGCAAGGUGCGAGGAAAGCUCCUUCUUUGGUCCGGGCUUGGUGCUGCUGGCAUUUUCUUUCAAGGUGUUGGGAAGAACCUGGCACACCCACGCAGCUAACUCCAUGUCAGGGACUGCACGCUCUGGGCUUGGUAAUGCUGUUUCUGGUGACAUGAACCAUGGAGUUCUGAAUAGUGCUGCAAACUCCUCUGGGCCCAGCAUGGGCGCGAGCUCUCAGGUCACCGAUGCCAAUUCCUCUUUUUCAGGUGGACCGCAGCUUCCGAGCAGCUCCAGCAUCAAUGAUGAGUCCUAUAUGCAUCUUCCAGCUUCACCAAUGUCCUCAUCCAACAACAUUUCGGGCUCUUCAGUCAUGGAUGGUUCAUCAAUUAUUCAGCUGAGUCCCCAAAAUGAGCAGAUUCAGAAACACGGUGCUUUGAGUCCUACCUAUCAGUCAAUGGUCCAGGAUGCUGGAAUGAUGCCUGUUCAGAAGAGACCGCGGCUGGACAUGAGGGUGGGAGAUGUUAGUCAACAGCAGGUUAUGCAACAGAUGUUACAGAGGCAUCAGAACCUUCAACUUCAGGCCCUUGUACAGCCUCAGAGGCUUGCUCAUCUCCAGCAGCAGCAAUUGAUACAGUCGUUGCCGCAAUUGCAGAGAAUACAUAUGCAUCAGCAGCCCCAAAUGCCUAUGCAAAACCCCCUCCAUUUAAUAUCUCCAAUGAGGCUCCCGUUUGAAAGUGGCUUGUGUGCUCGGCGACUUAUGCAAUAUAUGUAUCACCAGAGUCAUAGACCGGCUGACAAUUCUAUAUUGUACUGGAGAAAAUUUGUGGCAGAAUACUUUGCACCUAGAGCAAAGAAAAGAUGGUGUUUCUCGUUGUACAAUAAUGGUGGAAAUCAUGCCUUUGGUGCUUUUCCCCAAGCUGCUAUGGAUUCAUGGCAAUGUGGUAUCUGUGGCUCUAAAUCUGGAAAAGGUUUUGAGGCUACAUAUGAAGUAAUUCCUCGGCUUAACCAAAUCAAAUUUGAUCAUGGGGUUAUUGAUGAGCUUUUAUAUCUGGACAUGCCCCACGAAAGCAGGCUUCCAUCAGGAAUGAUGGUUUUGGAGUAUGCAAAAGCUGUGCAAGAGAGUGUCCGUGAACAAUGCCGUGUCGUGCGGGAGGGGCAACUUAGGAUCAUAUUCACUCCAGAUUUGAAGAUCUUGUGUUGGGAAUUCUGUGCUCGCAGUCAUGAAGAACUUCUCUCUCGUAGAAUGAUAGUUAGUCAGGUGAACCAGUUAUUGCAUGCUGCACAUAAAUAUCAAACUACUGUUAAUGAAAAAGGGGCCUCUGCAGUUUCCGUUCAAGAUCUGCAAGCCAGUUGCAAUAUGUUUGUGUCAGCAGGCCGUCAACUGGCAAGAAAUGUGGAGUUGCAGUUACUAAAUGAUCUAGGUUUUCCCAAAAGAUAUGUUCGAUGCUUGCAGAUAUCCGAAGUUGUUAACUGUAUGAAAGACUUGAUUGACUUUAGCCAGUCACACAAGAUGGGGCCUAUUGAUAGUCUGAAAAAUUACACUCAGCAAGCUGCAGCUAAGCUCCAAGCCCAGAAAAUGAAGGUGGAGCAGACAGAUACUUCUCAAAAUCUCCACCCUGACCAGAGCGCAUUGAACAAGUUCAUGGCCAUACAUCCUGGUCUUGGCAGGCAUCAAGCAAAUAACAUAUCAUCAACAUGCUUUCCAAACAAUUCUUCUCCAGCUAACGGUCCAAUGACCAAUUACCAGAACUUACUAAGAAAUCCCCCAAAUCCAGGACAUAGCCCCAUGCAAUCUGAUCACUCUUCGUUUUCUGGACUCAUCCAGACGCAACAACCCAUGGCAUACCAGGCCACUGGUCCUUUAAGCACCGGUGGCGGCCGAACAUUUCAAUAUACUCCAUCAACCAAGAACCAGCAGCAGCAAGAUUUACAGGGAAAGCUACCCCCUCCAAGUAAUAAUGAAUCGCCUUCUCAGGCAGAGAUGAUGAGUAAGGGAGCCUUACCCACUGUAAAAGACUUUGUUAAAGCUGAGGUGGGCGCCAUGGCUGGGCCUGGCAAGGUAUCAGCUCAAGUGCAGAAUGGGCCAGGAAUCUGCACUGGUGAUUUGUCUAGAGAAGUCAAGAGAGUGAUGAUGCCUAGUAAUAACGAUGCUUCUAAACCAGCUGCCAUGAAUAAUAGCUUCUGUGGGAGUACCAACAACUGUAAUGUAAAGCAAGAAGUGUAUGAAAAUUUGAAUCUCGGUGAUUUUGAUCAGGAUUUGUUGGGAGAACUACUAGAUGGCAUUGAUUGGUGAUCCAGUUUCUGCAAGAAGGUGAUAUAAUAAAUAAUUAACGAAGCUGACUGAUUUCAUAAUUUUUAACAUGUUUGCUGUAUAGAAGCUUUGGAACUGUAGUUUUGAGUGGGGAGAUAUAUCAUAAACUUUCAGAAUACAACGGGAGGGGAGGGGCUGACAUUUUCAUUGUUUCAGCAAGUUUCAGUCUGUCUAGAACUGUGAACAACAAUUUACAUAACAGUAGCUGUGUUUUUUUUUUAAAUUACAUGAACUCUUCUUUUUUUAUUAUUA
Molecule: messenger RNA, 2835 nt
Organism: Dendrobium catenatum
Lineage: Eukaryota; Viridiplantae; Streptophyta; Magnoliopsida; Asparagales; Orchidaceae
Product: probable transcriptional regulator SLK2
Exons: 11
Coding region: 397-2565 (722 amino acids)
Biological process (GO): negative regulation of transcription by RNA polymerase II; positive regulation of transcription by RNA polymerase II
Cellular component (GO): transcription regulator complex; nucleus
Source: RefSeq, a predicted model, not a curated record